This is a messenger RNA of Sebastes umbrosus (honeycomb rockfish), 1654 nucleotides long. RefSeq names its product zinc finger protein 660-like. The coding region runs from base 228 to 1454 and encodes 408 amino acids. The transcript has 4 exons. Gene Ontology annotation, biological process: central nervous system development; regulation of transcription by RNA polymerase II. Lineage: Eukaryota; Metazoa; Chordata; Actinopteri; Perciformes; Sebastidae. Gene Ontology annotation, cellular component: nucleus. Gene Ontology annotation, molecular function: DNA-binding transcription factor activity, RNA polymerase II-specific; RNA polymerase II cis-regulatory region sequence-specific DNA binding. The record is from RefSeq and is a predicted model, not a curated record.
AAAAACAGACCGGAAGUACUUUGAACCGGAAGUGUGGUUGUCUGGUUGUGAUCUCGGGCCGGCGGCGGGAUAGUUGUUCCGUAAAAGCUGACGAACAGAUUAGAUCCGUUUCGAGGCGGAAGAGCUGCAGAUCACACGCAUUCAGGCUGCAGCUGUGUGACCUUUGAUAGUUUCCAUGGAAACCAGAGCAUCCCUCAGAGAAGAGCUGCAGGUGUUUCCAGGCUAACAUGGACCAUGUUAUCAGCACUACGUGGAUGGGAGUCAAACCGGAGGAGACAGCAGGACCUGAACAUCUCUGUGUGACUCCAGGACAACAGAGUCCAGCAGUCAGAGUGGAGACCUGCUGGAUCUCAGAGACCAGGACCAGGAGCCCGUUUCAGAAAGCAGCUUUAACAAACUCUGAGAUGGAAAAGUUUUCGGUUCCAGAACAGCUGAUCAGAGUUUGUUCGAUCAAAUGUGAAGAUGAAAACAGCCAUCAUCAAUGGAGCUCCGAUACUACGAUUCACCAUGGCAACAGAGACCAGGACCAGGAGCACUACAAGAGCGAAACGGAGGAGGACCAGCAGAACCCGGACCAGCGGAGCAACAUGGUCCCCAGAAGACCAGCAGCAGGCUCGUCCUCUGAUCCCACCGAUGUUCAGAAACGGAGAGGAAGAAAGGGACUGAUUCAUCAGAGAGUUCAUACUGGAGAGAAACUACACAGCUGUGACCAGUGUGGGAAAACUUUCACUUUGGGGGGUAACCUCAAAGUCCACCAGCGCAUUCACACUGGCGACAAACCCUACAGCUGUGAUGAAUGUGGGGUAGCAUUCACUCAAUCAGGUUACCUAAAAUCACAUCAACGCAUUCACACUGAAGAGAAACCCUACAGCUGUGAUGACUGUGGGGCAGCUUUCACUCAAUCAGGCCCCCUAAAAACACAUCAACGCAUUCACACUGGAGAGAAACCCUACAGCUGUGAUGAAUGUGGGGCAGCGUUCACUACAUCAGGUGCCCUAAAAACACAUCAACGCAUUCACACUGGAGAGAAACCCUACAGCUGUGGUGACUGUGGGGCAGCUUUCACUACAUCAGGUAACCUAAAAACACAUCAACGCAUUCACACCGGAGAGAAACCAUACUGGUGUGACCAAUGUGGGAAAACAUUUUCUCGGGCUAGUACCCUUAAAGACCACCAACGCAUUCACAGUGGAGAGAAACCGUACUGGUGUGACCAGUGUGGUAAAUCUUUUACUGAUGGUAGUUCCCUUAAAACCCACCAACGCAUUCACACAGGAUUGAAACCGUACUGGUGCGACCAAUGUGGUAAAACUUUUUCACGGUCUGGUCAACUUAAAUCCCACCAUCGCAUUCACACUGGAGAGAAACCUUAUAGGUGUGACCAAUGUGGUAAAACUUUUUCUCAGAGUAGUAGCCUUAAAUUCCACCAACGCAUUCACACUGCAUCGUUUUGAACGUUUCUCAGAGCCCAGCUUGGUGUUUCCUCCUGCCUCGUCCCCAUGCCCUGAUAGCUGUGUUAUAUUCUGAGCACGCUGGCUGACCUGCAACGAAUCCUGGUUGAGGAAUGGAACGCCAUCCCACAGCAACGUGUGACCAGGUUGGGGACCAGCAUGAGGAGGAGUUGCCAGGCUGUUGUGGCUGCGUAUGGAUCUUC